Molecule: messenger RNA, 570 nt
Organism: Trypanosoma cruzi
Lineage: Eukaryota; Euglenozoa; Kinetoplastea; Trypanosomatida; Trypanosomatidae
Exons: 1
Coding region: 1-570 (189 amino acids)
Source: RefSeq, a predicted model, not a curated record
AUGCUUCACUUCACCUCGUUGUUUAGGGCUCGAGCCAUCAUCAAACGACGCACUCCACAAUUGUGGGGAGCUCCUGGUGCACCCAUCAUCCGCAUGCGUGGCCACCAUGUUGUGUGGAAGUUUCAGUCUUAUGAUCUUUUUGUAGAGCACACCCACAAGCGUCGCAACUCGGAUGCCCGUUUGCUGCACUACCUCGGCAAGCACUGUCCGCACCCACAGAAGUCUCUGUGGUCACCCGACACCCCAGUCGCGCAAGACAGACACUUGUUCAUGUUGACCACCGUUGACGUGGAUGCGUUCAAGUACUGGUUUGGCGUGAAACGGUGUCGGUUGUCCAUGCGACCAUGGGCCCUGCUCGCAAAGGCCGGCCUGUUGCCACCGUCACUGCGGCAAAACUCUAAGAUUAUGCCAAAGCCUAUUUUUGACAAGGAGCAGCUUAUGCGGUACUAUCUUGCCAACCGGAAAGAAGAGGCCACGAUCGAACGAGAGGAUUACUUGAACUACAAGAAUAGUCUGGUGAAGUCCGAGGAGGAGCGAGCAGCGGAAAGGCCAGUGGCACCGUAUCUUUAA